Messenger RNA from Malassezia restricta, 1860 nucleotides. RefSeq names its product DUF803 domain membrane protein. The transcript has a single exon. Gene Ontology annotation, molecular function: magnesium ion transmembrane transporter activity. The record is from RefSeq and is a predicted model, not a curated record. Gene Ontology annotation, biological process: magnesium ion transport. Gene Ontology annotation, cellular component: membrane. Lineage: Eukaryota; Fungi; Basidiomycota; Malasseziomycetes; Malasseziales; Malasseziaceae. Bases 1 to 1860 code for a protein of 619 amino acids.
AUGAGUGCAGGCGGUGACGAUGCGAAUCCACCUGGAUUCAAGUAUAUUGGCCUAGGACUGGCAGUGGGGAGUGGGCUGUUUAUUGGGUCGUCGUUUGUCUUUAAAAAAAAAGGGUUGUUGGCUGCGCAGCGCAAGUACAACACGACACCCGGUGAAUCGCAUGCAUAUCUGAAGAGCGCAAUGUGGUGGACAGGCAUGAUCAUUAUGAUACUUGGAGAAGUGCUGAAUUUUGUGGCGUACAUGUUUGCCGAUGCUGUGCUGGUUACACCCAUGGGGGCCUUGUCUGUGGUGGUGUGUGCUAUCUUGUCAGCUAUCUUCUUGCACGAGCAUCUCACCCUGUUUGGCAAAGUGGGAUGCUUCCUCUGUGUGGUAGGCUCAGUCAUUAUUGCCAUUAAUGCUCCUGAACAAAACGUGAGCGGAAACAUUCGCAAGUACGAGCAUUUGUUUAUCGCGCCCGGCUUUCUUACGUGGCUCGGUAUAUGUGUGGUCGCCUCACUCAUUCUCAUGUUCAUCUUGGCACCCAAAUAUGGGAAAAAGAAUAUGCUCGUCUAUAUAACGGUCUGCAGUGUGAUUGGUGGACUCAGUGUCAGUGUCACAUCUGGCCUGGGCUCCGCCAUCAUUUUGUCGAUUCGCGGGUCCAAUCAAUUUACGUAUUGGUUCACCUAUUUUCUGCUCGUCUUCGUGAUUGUUACAUUGCUGAUCGAAAUCAACUACCUCAACAAGGCUCUGGAGCUGUUUAACACCGCCGCUGUGACGCCCACGUAUUAUGUCCUUUUUACGGCGUCCACCAUAAUUACGUCCGUGAUCCUGUCACAGGGUAUGCAUACCGGUGCUAUCUCCAUUGUCACUAUUGUCUUUGGCUUCUUCACUAUUUGCGCCGGCAUCGCACUUUUGCAGCUCAGCAAGAUGGAUCCUGAAGAGUUGCAGCGCCAAAAGCGUCUCGACAGAAAGUCAUCCAUGCUCAUGAGCGUCAUGGAAAUGGGCCACGAGCUCGAAAAAGAGCACCACAGUGUGACAGAGCUCGAAGAUCCCGGUGUAGACUCGAUUCGUGGUGGCAUGGGCAUCGUCGGCAGUAUUAUUCGCGCCAAUAGUACGCGCAAGGCCUCCCGUCGUUGGCAGCGCUCAUCGCAAGACACAAGUAUGGAGCCAUUGUCGGCGCAGCGCAUCCGCUGUCAUGCUAAUGCGCCAAGAUACCAAUUGUACGACAGGCCCAUGCAACCAACCUCGCUAGAACCGGCCGAUUCGGAGGAUCAACACGUGCGGUUCGUACCGGGCGCUGAGCAGGAACAUGGACACCACGGUUGGAUAGAAAACCCCCAGAUGGACAUGCUUGACGCCAAGCCGCAUAACUCAUCAUCCCAACAUCUUGUGCCUAUUCUUGAAAAUGGAGCUGCAUCCCACCACCGUCAUUCCAGCUUGUCUUUACCGCCUCUGGAUGUGGAUGGCGACGUAGGAGAUCAAAGUGCCGCGCAUUUGCAUGCUGCGCCAUCGUAUGACCCAUCCAGCUUUGGUAUGUUUAUGGACAUGGACCAAGACCUCGAGAAAGAGGCAAAUGAGAAACUCCUCGCCUCGCCCACUGGCAUUGUCGAGCAGUACUACGAAAAUACAACUCCGCAUUCUAUCGGAUCGGGGCGACGAUCGACCACAAGGCACGCAACGCAGCGCGCUGCAUCGAGCUCACGCGAACACAUCAGCUUCGACCUCUUCAAGUCACGAAAACGUUCACACGCAUCUACAAGCCCGCGACACUUUACCGUGCCAGGCAUACGCACAUUGUCCAAGUCAACCUCCCUGAACGCUUCACAGGAUGCGGCAGAGGAAGAACAGGAACGGGAAGAUCUCCUUUCACCCAAUAUAUAG